Messenger RNA from Aspergillus mulundensis, 2445 nucleotides. RefSeq lists its product as uncharacterized. Gene Ontology annotation, molecular function: ATP-dependent H2AZ histone chaperone activity. Lineage: Eukaryota; Fungi; Ascomycota; Eurotiomycetes; Eurotiales; Aspergillaceae. The transcript has 2 exons. The coding region runs from base 1 to 2445 and encodes 814 amino acids. Gene Ontology annotation, biological process: chromatin remodeling. The record is from RefSeq and is a predicted model, not a curated record. Gene Ontology annotation, cellular component: Swr1 complex.
AUGGCAGAGAAACGCCGACUCUCCGCCCGUGAACGUCGCGAACCUGCGGCGAAGCGACGGGUCUCCGAAGCGACCACGCGAGCAUCAUCGCCAGCACAAUCUCAACACGCGACAAGGAGAAAGACUUCCACACCCGCUACUGCUUCCUCGCCAGCUCCCAGUCCGAAUUUGGCCCCCGAAUCUGUCGAGCCACCCCUUCCGACGAAGAUCAAGGAUGGGGAGCCUCUUCCGACCCUCCCUUCGGCGCAGCCCGCGGACCUCUCGCUCAAAGAGUACCAAUCGAUCGCGGAAAGUGCGGUACUUCUCGCCUCCCUAGAACGUUCGAAGAAGAAAUGGCUGAGCGACGGCAUCCUCGAGCGUUAUUGGACCAAGCCCAAGAAGACGAAGAAAGAUCAGCUUGAAGGCAAAAACCCACCUAAGGAGUCGAUGUCUAAAGUCGGACCGUGCAACAUUGUGGUUGGGCCUCACCUUUUUGACGCAAUGUUGUAUACAGUCAAAGAUCCCAACGCGCCGCCGCCAGUCCAAUAUACCCCAACUCAACGGCCCAUGGUUCACUAUAGCCAUCCCAAUAACUUCCAGCAAUACCAUCCAUAUCCCCAGACGCCUCAAUCUGCACCAAACCAGCGGCCGCACCCACCUCAAGCCUCGCAUGGCACCCCGCAGUCUCAGCAGGGCUACCAGCACGGUCGCCCGCCCCCGCAACCCGCAAGAACGCCGAGCAACCAAACUCCUCAUCGUCCGCCUGGCCCCCAGUCCACACAGCAGCGUCCUGCCGCCAACCAGAACCCUCCGCCUCAACCACCGAAGCCGAACCCGGACCCUGUCAUUCAGAUGCUUGCCACGCGGGCAGCACAGGAUCCCGAAUUGAAGGCUUUAAUGAGGCUGGUCGCAUCGACAAAUGCGACUCAAGAACAACUGCGCACUUUUCAAGCUCAUAUUGACGAACUAAAUGCCAUUAUAAGGGCACGAGAGCAACAACAGCGCCGUCAACAGCAACAACAACCACAACAGCAGCAGCCAGCAACUCCCACACCAGCACAACAAUCUCCUCGACCACCCCAACCGCCAGCGCAAGUGGUUCAUCAAACACAUUCGCAGCCACCGCCGGCAACUCCCCAACAACAAUCUUCACAGCAGGGACAGCAAACCCCUGCACCGCAGACCCCGUCGCAGCAAUCAUCUCAGUCACGGCCUCGUGUUGAAGUACAAAUACCAAAGUCUCCACACUCUACUGGUGCGCCCCAGAAUCAGGCAGCACUCUCGCAGAACCGCCAAGUACCUGCGUCACAGCCCACAUCUGCAGAUUCCCAUGUUAAACAAGAGCCCAAUGCAGGCAUGGCCGCUCCAGCGCCAGCACCCCGUGUCUCGAGCCCGAGCGUCGGUCCGGGCUCGCAGCAGAGCCCUGCCGCGCAGCCAGCGCCUCCUCUGCCCCAACAACAACCGGCAAUGGGCCAUCGACCAGGCCCACAGCACCAGUAUCAGCAGCCACCUUUCCAGGGUCAGCCAAUCCAGUCUCGACCGCCGCAGUAUGGUUCUCCGGCUCCGUAUUACCGUGCAACACCUCAGAAACCGCCAGCUCCCCCAAGAUUGAAUUACAAAUCAGUGGUAUUCGAAUUCACUUCCCCUCUGACGCCGUACGGCAGCAGCACGUCGGGCCACGCGGGAUCGGGAGAUCGGUACUUAUUUCCCGAAAAUACGAUUCUGGAAUGGCUUUCUGGCGGUACCAUUGUCCUUGCUUCUUUCUUGCUUGUCCGGAAGGUCGACCCCAACACCCCAUUUCCCAUCGAGACGGCCACAGACGCCGCUCCAUCUCGAGCGAAGGGGAAGUCAGCGCCGAAAUCGAAGAAAGCGGACAAGAACAAGGAGAAAGACAAGGCCAAGGAGGGUGACUUAGUGGCCAAAAACAGUGGCAACCCGCAAUCCGCGGAAGCUAAAGACUCGGCUACAGACUCGAAACAAGACGUCCAGGGCGACCAGAAGACUCCACAGCCCACUGACCCUGCCAAACCCGCUUCAGACAGUAAAACAGGUGAUGACAAGAGGCCAUCAAACCUGAAAGAAUACUACCAGCCCAUCACCUUCCGCAUCUACAGCUCAAACCCAAAGAACCUCGAACCACUAGCUCGCGUCGUGAAGCCACAGGAGGAAGUACGUAAGUACAUGAACGAAAUCAUGGACCGCGCCGAGCGAGCUCCCGAUGGAUUCCUCGCUUACCAACUACCCCGCGAGCAACCCAUUGAAGACCAUGAAUCGGAAAUCGAUAGUAAUAGAAAAGGCACGCCUAUUUCAGGCUCGCUUGGGCGCAGUAAGCUGUCGAAGGCGAGGACGGUUGGGGAGGAAUCAGAUGCUGAGAAUACAGAUCGAAAUCUCGAGGAUGAUGAAGAGGAGGAGGAGUUGAAGGACUUUUAUGGACCACCGACUGGACUUGUCUCCUGGGCUAUAUGA